AUGAGAAUUGAUCUUUCUGUUCCAAAGGUGGGGGCAGAGUUAGAACUCAACAAGGUUCUCGGAAAAGGUUCGUCUGGUUCGGUGAGUCUCAUCAAGUACAAGAGUCGACUCGACGGCCAAACACUUUACGCCGCGGUGAAAACCUCCAACAUAAUUCACGCCGACUCUCUCCUCAAAGAGUUUCAGAUCUUGUCCGAAUUCAAAGGCUGUUCGAGAAUCGUCCAAUGCUAUGGGACAAAAGUACAAGAGACAAUCAACGAAGAAGGUGACGUAGAGUUCACGAUUCCCAUGGAAUAUGCAUCUGGAGGAAGCUUGAGACAUUUUAUGAGUAGAUUCAAGGACAUGAAAUUGCCUGAUGCUUUGAUCAGAAGGUUUACGCGUAUGAUCCUCGAGGGUUUAGCAGUUAUUCAUGGACACGGUUAUGUUCACUGCGAUCUAAAACCCGAAAACAUCCUUGUUUUCCCGAGUUUCGAGUUAAAGAUUUCUGAUUUCGGGUUGUCUAAAAGAGAAGGAGAUAGUAAAUGGUGGCUUCCUAGUCAUCCGUUUGCGGGAACACCGGUAUAUAUGUCGCCUGAAUCGAUUUCUAACGGCGAAACAAGGAGAGGUUUGGAUUUAUGGUCAUUAGGAUGUGUGGUGUUGGAGAUGUACACUGGAAAGAGACCAUGGUGGGAUAAGAACUAUGACUUGGGAGAUCUUAAGAAAGGUUCCAUGCCAUUGAUUUCGAAAGAUAUUCCUUGUGAUGCAAAACUCUUUGUGAUGACUUGCUUCGCGUCGGAGACUAACAAGAGAAAAAACGCUUUCACAUUGUUGAGGCAUUGCUUCUUGCGUGGGGAUGUUAAUAAGAUCAUAGAGCCUCUCGUGAAGAGUAAGAAUUCUAAUGAUAUAGCACUAGAGUUGGAGAAUAUUGAACACAGGCUUUCGCAACUUAGGUGUAUUAGUGGUGGAUAG
This is a messenger RNA of Arabidopsis thaliana (thale cress), 948 nucleotides long. RefSeq names its product Protein kinase superfamily protein. The record is from RefSeq and is marked reviewed. Gene Ontology annotation, molecular function: kinase activity; protein kinase activity; nucleotide binding. The transcript has a single exon. NCBI's taxonomy places the organism in Eukaryota, Viridiplantae, Streptophyta, Magnoliopsida, Brassicales, Brassicaceae. Bases 1 to 948 code for a protein of 315 amino acids.